AUGAUUGCCGAAUUCAUAGCCUCCAUUAUCGCCAAAUCUUGCUAUACUCAUGAACAACAAAUGCAAUUCGCAGCCGCAGGGGCUAUCCAACCUCUCGUCAACCUUUUGCAUUCAGGCUGUAUUAAGGCACAAGAAGCAGCACUGGAUGCCAUGGCCACUCUGUGCAGAGAUAACAGCGAACUGGCUUAUACUAUUAUUAGCUCUAAAUCGAUCGAUUCCAAUCAGUUAACCACGGCAACCAUGCUCGAUUUUGUAAAAGACAAGAGCGUCAACGUAAGACUGAUUGCAGCAACAUGCUUGACCAACCUUUAUCGAACGGGAGUGUUUUGGGAACCUUUCAAUGAAAUUACACUUGUGGUAUUACCGGCGCUUGUGAAAUUGUUGGAAGAUACCACAGGCGAUCUCCAAGAAAGGGCUCCUCUGGUGCUGGCAGAUUUAAUCAAGGACAGUGAAGAUAUGCAGAAAGCAGCGUAUGACGCAGACGCCAUUCCACGAUUGGUCGAAUUGCUUGCCAGCGUAUCAUGCAAAGACGCGGAUGGGGAUGCUGAUUUGAAACUUGGUGUGCCUGGAAUGGGAAGUAUGGCUAGGCGUAAAGAAAAGAUCAAAGAGAAUUCGCUCAUUGCACUGGCUGCGGCAACGCUCCUGAAAGAAGAGUGUCGGUCACAGGCAAUUGAAUCCAAAGUGCUGCCACACAUGGUUUCGGCAUUGCAAGCAAAACAGCCCAACGUCCGCUUAGCCGCUUGUCAAUGUGCGAAAUCGCUUUCACGGAGUGUGAGCAACCUGCGCACCAGUCUUGUCGACGCAGGUGCGGCUUCUCCUCUUAUCAAACUAUUGCAAGAUGAAUCGCUUGUAGUACAAGCUGCUGCUUGUGGCGCUCUAUGUAACUUGGCACUCGAUUUUUCGCCCAUGAAAAAGAGUGUCAUUGAUGCGGGAGCGGUGGAACGAUUUGUCGAAUAUUCUCGAUCGACGGACCCUGAACUCCAAUUGAAUGGUGUCUGGGCAUUGAAUAGUUUACUCUACAAGGCCGAUUUGCAGGCAAAGCAGGCUGUCAUGAGAGUAUUAACGUACGAUGCUCUGGUUCAGUUAUUGCAUGAUCCCAAUCCGGCGAUCCAGGAACAAUGUCUUGAAAUUGUACGGAACUUGGCAUGCGGGCAACAAGAGGAUAUCAAAGAAGUGAUCGACGGCAUUGGCAAAGAAACUCUUUUAGAUGUGAUUGAAAACAAACUUCAAGUGACGUCCAACAUGGGCAUAGAGGAUGAUGAAAGCGUAACUGAGGCAGCAGUAACGUAUCAUGACUGA
Messenger RNA from Radiomyces spectabilis, 1299 nucleotides. RefSeq names its product armadillo-type protein. Gene Ontology annotation, molecular function: protein binding. NCBI's taxonomy places the organism in Eukaryota, Fungi, Mucoromycota, Mucoromycetes, Mucorales, Radiomycetaceae. The transcript is spliced from 9 exons. Bases 1 to 1299 code for a protein of 432 amino acids. Gene Ontology annotation, cellular component: GID complex. Gene Ontology annotation, biological process: proteasome-mediated ubiquitin-dependent protein catabolic process. The record is from RefSeq and is a predicted model, not a curated record.